This is a messenger RNA of Fusarium mangiferae, 1158 nucleotides long. RefSeq lists its product as uncharacterized. The transcript has 6 exons. Bases 1 to 1158 code for a protein of 385 amino acids. The record is from RefSeq and is a predicted model, not a curated record. NCBI's taxonomy places the organism in Eukaryota, Fungi, Ascomycota, Sordariomycetes, Hypocreales, Nectriaceae.
AUGUCAGACCCUGUUGUUGAAGGUUGGACGCUAUAUGCGGUCGGCGUCGCUUCGACGAUCCUCAGAUUUUAUGCUCGUAUGAGAGUGGAUGGUUUGAGAAGUCUCCAGGCUGAGGAUUAUCUCAUGGCCAUUUCGAUUGCCUUUUACACCAUCCAGACAACUCUUGCAUACAACAUCGGGAUCCUUGCCCAAGGUCUCGCAAACAAUGGAAUGACGGACUCUCAGCGAGCGGCAUUGUCACCAAGUGAUCCAGAAUAUGACUUCAGGAUAAUUGGCUCCAAGAUCCAGGUUGCCGGCUGGACCAUAUACUCUGCUCUGAUUUGGUCCUUGAAGCUAUCUAUGCUGUACUUCUACACUCGUCUGACGACGGGGCUUGGCCGACCUUAUCGCAUCCGGAUAUACGUGGGUUUCGGCCUUGUCAUCGGCACUUUCAUCGCGACCAUGAUAGCCAUAUUUGCUGGCUGUCGGCCUUUUCACAAGUACUGGCAGAUCAACCCGGAUCCUGGUAACUCGUGUCAACCAGCCAUCUCCAAACCUAUUGUUUGGGUGUCGUUUGCAGCCAAUAUAUCAACUGAUAUCUAUCUCAUCGCAAUUCCCCUCCCCAUGCUUUGGGGAUCGAGCUUGAAAAUGAUCAAGAAGAUCGCUUCUACGAUUGUGCUGGGUGCCGGUAUCUUUGUACUCGUCUGCGCAACCCUGAAGAGUGUUUUCGUCCUUGUGGAUCCCGUUCAUGGAGCCGAGCUCGCUGGAAGCUGGGGCACUCGCGAAGCCUUUGUCGCCGUAAUGACCACUAAUCUGCCGAUCCUCUUUCCGCUCUUCAGGGUCUGGCUCACGCCAAUCUUCGGAAGUGUCUUGCGCUCCUCUCACAAGACGUCCUACCAAUAUCCUUCCGGGUUUCAGACAAUUGGUGGAGGAGGACGUAGCGGCAAAAGCAACGACCCGAGCCGACGAGGACCACCGACCGCGAACCCCAUAUCGGCGAAUUUGUCAUUCAAUAAUAGCGAGGAAAGGAUCGUCAAGGCAGAAGCCCACCGUAUGAAUGACUUGACGGAUUAUAGCGCGUCCAAAGGGAUCAUCGUUUCGAAUGUGGUUGAAGUAAUUCAUGAAGACAAAAAGGGCAGUAGUAGUAGGAGCAGAGAAGGUUCUGAAGGGUCGUGGUAG